AUGCCCAAGAAAUACACGUUAAAGCAGAGCUCACCGGCCUGCGAGUUGGCCAACGUGGCCAAUUUAAACCAGUUUCCCAGCCACGGGAAGGAUUCCACGAUGGGGCCCGGAGCGGAGCGGAAAGCGUCCUACGAAGAUGCCUCUGGGGAAAACGGGGAGGCUGUCAGCACAAUUUCCAGCAGCAUGAACCCCCUGCAGCCUCCAGACGCCUCCUCUGAAGAGCCCUUUACCACCUACUUCGACAGCAAGAUCCCGAUUCCCGAGGAUGAAACGCACUCCUGCUUUAGCUUCCGCAAGCUCUGGGCCUUCACGGGGCCGGGCUUCCUCAUGAGCAUCGCCUACCUGGACCCGGGCAACAUCGAGUCGGAUUUACAGUCCGGGGCUGUCGCAGGAUUUAAGCUGCUGUGGGUGCUGCUGCUGGCCACGCUCAUCGGGCUGCUGCUGCAGCGGCUGGCGGCCCGAACAGGCAACUAGAUUUUAGCCGAAGUCUGUCACCGGCAGUACCCCAAGGUCCCUCGGAUCAUCCUGUGGCUGAUGGUCGAGCUCGCUAUCAUCGGAUCCGACAUGCAAGAAGUCAUUGGCUCAGCAAUUGCCCUGAACCUCUUGUCUAUGGGGAAGAUCCCGCUGUGGGGUGGCGUGCUCAUCACCAUUGCCGACACAUUCGUGUUUCUCUUCCUGGACAAAUAUGGCUUGCGAAAGCUGGAAGCGUUCUUUGGCUUCCUGAUCACCAUCAUGGCUAUUACGUUUGGAUACGAGUAUGUUACAGUAAAACCAGACCAGGGGAGCCUGCUGAAGGGGCUCUUCGUCCCGUACUGCCAGAACUGCGGCACGGCGCAGCUGGAGCAGGCCGUGGGCAUCGUGGGCGCUGUUAUCAUGCCCCACAACAUGUACCUGCACUCCGCGCUCGUCAAGUCCCGGCAGGUGAAUCGUUCAAACAAGAGGGAAGUGCAAGAAGCCAAUAAAUAUUUCUUCAUCGAGUCCUGCAUAGCUCUCUUCGUCUCCUUCAUCAUUAACAUCUUCGUUGUGUCCGUCUUUGCUGAGGCUUUCUUUGACAAGACCAAUGAGGACGUGAGUGCCGUGUGUGUCAACGCCAGCAGCCCCCAUUCCUCGCUGUUCCCGAGCGACAACCGGACGCUGGAAGUGGAUAUCUACAAGGGGGGCGUUGUUCUGGGAUGUUACUUCGGCCCCGCCGCUCUCUAUAUCUGGGCAAUCGGGAUCCUCGCUGCAGGCCAGAGCUCAACGAUGACAGGGACAUAUUCCGGGCAGUUUGUCAUGGAGGGCUUCCUGAACCUGCGGUGGUCCCGUUUCGCCCGCGUGCUGCUGACCCGCUCCAUCGCCAUCACCCCCACGCUGCUCGUUGCCAUCUUUCAGGACGUGGAGCACCUGACUGGCAUGAAUGACUUCCUCAACGUCCUCAUGAGCCUCCAGCUUCCUUUCGCUUUGAUCCCUGUCCUGACAUUCACCAGCCUGCCCAGCGUCAUGAAUGAUUUCGCCAAUGGAUUGUUCUGGAAGAUCGGCGGCGGCGGCGUGAUCCUUUUGGUCUGCUGCAUCAACAUGUACUUCGUGGUGGCCUACGUCAUGGCCCUCAACCACCUGGCUCUGUACAUCAGCGCUGCGAUUCUCAGCGUCGUCUACCUGUCCUUCGUGGCCUAUUUGACCUGGCUGUGUCUGAUCGCCCUGGGGGUCUCCUUCCUGGCCUGUGGCAGAACGGUAAGUGUCACCAGGACGCUGCUCACGGAGGAGCCACCUUCGUCCCCCACUAAGUAGAUCCGCGUGUGUCUGUGCGCAGCGAGUAGCCAUCAGAGCCAGUGCGUUUCUAUGGUUUACUGUGUGAACAUAUACAAAUGUAUGUGCAAUUUGCACAGGGAAUAGUUGGGUCGUUGUGUUCGUUGUAUAAAACAAUCAAGAUGUACAUACUGGGGAACGUUUUGCUGCUAAAAUACUAAAAAGUCAGCUCUUUUCUUUGCUGAACGCCUC
Molecule: messenger RNA, 1977 nt
Organism: Tinamus guttatus (white-throated tinamou)
Lineage: Eukaryota; Metazoa; Chordata; Aves; Tinamiformes; Tinamidae
Source: RefSeq, a predicted model, not a curated record